Messenger RNA from Sphenostylis stenocarpa, 1662 nucleotides. The record is from the annotation of a GenBank genome assembly. Lineage: Eukaryota; Viridiplantae; Streptophyta; Magnoliopsida; Fabales; Fabaceae.
AUGGCCAUCCAACAAUCUCUGAUAGAGAGACCAAAAAAUUCUGUUUCCAAAACUAUCUGUUUAAUCUUUUCUGUUGCUGCUGUCAUAUGCUCAUCAUCCUUUUUCGCUUCUUAUCUCAUCAAAUCCACCUCCUUCCUUAACCAAUCCUCUCCUCAAGAUCUAUGUCAUCAUGCACUUGAUAAGCCAUCAUGCUUGUCACAUGUCUCGGAAGUGGUUCAUGGUCCGAUCUUGACCACCACGAAAGACUACAAAUUCAAUUUGUUUCGGUCUUUCUUAAUGAAAUCCACCUCACACAUUCAGAGAGCCAUGAACACAGCCAGUUCCAUCAAACUUAGGAUUAACAGUCCCAAAGAGGAAGCAGCUUUGCACGACUGUGUGGAGCUCAUGGACUUAUCCAUCGACAGAGUUUGGGACUCAAUGCUGACUCUCACAAAACAAACCAUUGAGUCACAGCAAGAUGCACAUACAUGGCUAAGUAGCGUGCUCACUAACCAUGCAACUUGUUUGGAUGGUUUAGAGGGGACAGCUCGUGCUCUUAUGGAGGCUGAACUUGAGGAUUUGAUAUCCAGAGCAAGAACCACUCUGGCCAUGUUUGUUGCUGUUUUGCCCCCGAGGGUUGAACCGAUCAUUGACGAACCACUGAAUGGAGAGUUUCCCUCAUGGUUGAGCAGCAAGGAUAGGAGGCUUUUGGAGUCUAGCGUUAGGGGCAUCAACGCCAACGUUGUGGUGGCCAAGGAUGGAAGUGGCAAGUUUAAGACUGUGGCUGAGGCUGUGGCAUCUGCACCUGAUAACGGUAAGACAAGGUAUGUUAUUUACGUGAAAAAGGGAACAUAUAAAGAAAAUGUUGAAAUUGGUAAGAAGAAGACGAACGUGAUGCUCGUUGGAGAUGGUAUGGAUGCAACUGUAAUUACUGGCAGCUUGAAUUUUGUUGACGGAACGACCACAUUCAAGACUGCCACUGUUGCUGCUGUGGGGGAUGGAUUUAUAGGUCAAGAUAUAUGGUUCCAAAACACAGCAGGCCCACAGAAGCACCAAGCAGUGGCUCUUCGCGUGGGUGCAGAUCAAUCCGUCAUAAACCGCUGUCGCAUUGAUGCCUUCCAAGACACUCUCUAUGCACACUCCAACAGGCAGUUUUACAGAGACUCCUUUAUCACUGGCACCGUUGAUUACAUAUUUGGAAACGCAGCUGUUGUGUUUCAGAAGUGCAACCUGGUGGCCCGAAAGCCCAUGAAUAACCAGAACAACAUGGUCACGGCCCAAGGACGAGAAGAUCCAAACCAGAACACAGGAACUUCGAUUCAACAAUGUAACUUAACACCAAGUUCGGAUCUUAAACCCGUGGUAGGGUCCAUCAAAACUUUCCUAGGCCGGCCAUGGAAGAAGUACUCCAGAACUGUUGUGAUGCAAUCAACGUUGGACAGCCACAUUGACCCAUCAGGAUGGGCGGAAUGGGAUGCCCAGAGCAAAGACUUUUUGCAAACCUUGUAUUAUGGAGAAUACAUGAACAGUGGCGCAGGUGCUGGAACCAGCAAGCGAGUGAAUUGGCCUGGUUACCAUAUCAUCAAAACUGCAGCAGAAGCCAGCAAGUUCACUGUAACACAGCUCAUCCAAGGAAAUGUUUGGUUGAAGAACACCGGGGUCAACUUCAUUGAAGGCCUCUAA